Messenger RNA from Morone saxatilis (striped sea-bass), 759 nucleotides. RefSeq names its product MYST/Esa1-associated factor 6 (gene meaf6). The record is from RefSeq and is a predicted model, not a curated record. NCBI's taxonomy places the organism in Eukaryota, Metazoa, Chordata, Actinopteri, Moronidae. Gene Ontology annotation, cellular component: NuA4 histone acetyltransferase complex.
GCAGUAUGUGCACUCGGCGGGCUCCCGGAUCACAUGAACGAAAAACGCGAGGCCGGCAGCGGCACGGAAAGCGACGCCUCUCCAGAUCUCCAGAACCAGGAGAACGAGCCCAGCCAGGAGGACACGGAAGACGUGGAUUCGACGCUGCAGGACCUGAAGCCCCAGAAGGCCGCCUCCUCCUCCUCCUCGGGCAGCCAUCACGGGAGCCACAAGAAGAGGAAGAACAAAAACAGACACAGUCCUUCUGCCAUGUUUGAUUAUGACUUUGAAUUUGACAUGAAGGUCAACAAGAAACCGAGAGCUGAUUAUUCAACUUAACAGACUGGAAGACCCGAACACACACGAGGAUACACAUAGAGAAACACAAGAUUUCUGGACUUUGUGAACUUUUUAUGCCUUUUUUGUUUUUUUUUUAGUCUUCAUAUUUCAGCCUGUACUGUGUGUAUUGCUUGAAACAUUCCCACGCCACCUACCUUUGGUCAGGGUUAAGACUUAACCUACCAAUACAGUAGAAAUAUGGUGUUGCAUGUUACUCUCGGCCCUCAAGAGGCCCCACCUCCAGUAACACACCAUCUUGUAUAGUGUUAAAAAAAAAAAAGAUUGUAUUUAUUAUGUAGUUAAUUUCCUUGUUUCCCAUUGUAAGACAUUUGUUUGCUUUUUGUUAAGCGUCACAUAUUCAUAUAAACUCCUGAAUACCCGAAUUCUUUUAUUACAUGGUUUGUUUUUCAAAAAAAAUUAAAAAAAUACCAGUAAAGUGAA